ACAGCCCGGCGUAGACAGCCGCGUGUCCACAGUGCGAGGCCUCUUCAGCUGCUGCGCUAUCACGCGCGUGAUCGCGGGGCGACUCCGCUCGGUGCUGCACUCGCCACCUGCUCGAUCUGUGCUCGCUGCCCACUCCCCCCGUCUCUGGCUGCCCACUGCCCCGUCUCUCGCUGCGCCUCCCCCCUCGUCACCGACCCACAGGACCGAUGCUCGCCACGCCGCGACCUCUGCUUCUCCCCUCUCUGCUCGCGAUGCUGGGUUCGCAGGGGGUCGACGCGGCCGGAAGUGGGACCCAGGGUCCCCUCGGUUCUCUCGGACCCUUGGGCCCCCCCCCGGCGCCCCCGGGGCGUGAGAGGGAACCCCUUCCCACGGACCCCGCGCCGCCCGCGCUCUUCACGAUAGGCGAGGGGGUCUCGUGCCCCGAGGUGGCGCCCCCCUUGGGGGGCUGGCUCUCCCUGGAGUCGCGGAACGAGUCGCUGGUGGGGGUCGGCGCUGCGGGGGGGGCGCUGGCCCCGGGAGCGGUGCUGCUGUUCGCGUGCCGCGCGGGGUACCGCCUCGCGGGGGGGGCGCGCAUCACGUGCUCCCUGCGGGACGGGACCCCCACGUGGAGCGACCCCCCGCCCGUCUGCCAGGAGGACGAGAUGGGGUACCGCGUGGCGGUGCUGGCCUCCGUGGUGAGCGGCGCCCUCAUCCUCGUCCUCUCCACCGCCUUCGUAUCCUGCUGCCUGCGCAGCCGUCGCCUGCAACGUCAGCAGCAGCGGCAGCUGCAGCAGCAGCGGCGGCACGGGGGGGGUCACGGAGAAGGGCACGAGGGGGGUCACGGAGAGGGGCACGAGGGGGGUCACGGAGGGGGUCAUGGAGAGGAUCACGGAGGGGGGCACCCGGUGGAGCACCCGGAGGAGCGGGAGUGGUCCGGGCACCACGGCGUUCGCAGAGGUCGAGCCGGAAUCGAUCCCCGGAGUAUGGAGUUCGUGGAGGAGCGAGAGGUGGGAGGGCGCACGGGAAGGGAGCGCGCGCGGGGGCGCGGGUACGACAACGUCGGCUUCCACGGGCCGGACGACGCGCUGCCCACCCUCUGCUCGGCCGGCUACCAGAUCUUCCCCUUCGCCCCGGGGCAGCCUGCCCCCGCGGGGCUGCCCCCGGGCUGCAUCCCCAUCGCCGUGCUCGCGUUGCCGCUGCCCGACCUGCCCCGGCACGCUGCCCCGCCUCCCCCGGGGCCCCCCGGGCGCGCGUCUUACCCCCAGCAGGCGGGGAAGUCGCGUGCCUCGCGGAAGUGCGCCCGGUAGAA
Lethenteron reissneri (Far Eastern brook lamprey) is the source of this 1288-nucleotide messenger RNA. RefSeq lists its product as uncharacterized. NCBI's taxonomy places the organism in Eukaryota, Metazoa, Chordata, Hyperoartia, Petromyzontiformes, Petromyzontidae. The record is from RefSeq and is a predicted model, not a curated record.